This is a messenger RNA of Malaya genurostris, 1083 nucleotides long. Its product is annotated as peroxiredoxin 1. Gene Ontology annotation, biological process: cellular response to stress; removal of superoxide radicals; response to oxidative stress. Lineage: Eukaryota; Metazoa; Arthropoda; Insecta; Diptera; Culicidae. The coding region runs from base 209 to 799 and encodes 196 amino acids. The transcript is spliced from 2 exons. The record is from RefSeq and is a predicted model, not a curated record. Gene Ontology annotation, molecular function: thioredoxin peroxidase activity. Gene Ontology annotation, cellular component: cytosol.
GCUUCACGUUUCAACCAGAUCAGUACUUUCCGUCAUCUGUUCGUGCUUGCAAGUGUUUUUGUAUUCGUUCAGCUUGGAGCAAAACGAUUCGAACUGAAAUCCUGUGUGCAGCAGCCGGUGUACUACGCAAAAGCUCAGAGUGAAUCAAUUCCCAUCUAGCAUAUUCAUCAAUCUUGGGACAACAGUUAAAGCUCAUACAUAUACCAGCAUGCCAGUACCGGAGCUCCAGAAGCCUGCACCUAAAUUCGCUGGUACCGCCGUUGUAAAUGGCAGCUUUAAAGAGAUCAAAUUAGAAGACUUUGCCGGCAAGUACCUGGUCAUCUUCUUCUAUCCACUGGACUUUACAUUCGUGUGCCCAACUGAGAUCAUUGCCUUCUCCGAUCGGGUAGAUGAGUUUCGCAAACUGGGGUGUGAGGUAAUUGGUGUCUCCACCGAUAGUCAUUUUACUCAUUUGGCCUGGAUUAACACCCCACGUAAGCAAGGGGGUCUCGGAGAACUCAAAAUUCCUCUACUAGCAGACAAAUCGAUGAAAAUUUCGCGCGACUACGGUGUAUUGCAGGAAGAAAGUGGAAUUCCGUUCCGUGGACUGUUCAUCAUCGAUGGUAAGCAGAAUCUUCGUCAGGUAACAGUCAACGAUUUGCCCGUAGGACGCAGCGUAGAUGAAACCAUCCGCCUGGUGCAGGCUUUCCAGUAUACCGAUGAGCACGGUGAGGUCUGCCCGGCCAACUGGAAGCCCGGUUCCAAGACAAUGAUCGCCGAUCCAAAGAAAUCUCAAGAAUAUUUCAACGCAGCGAAUUAAAAGCGACUAGUAUUCAUUAAGAUCAUUACACCGCUGAGAAGCUAUGGCUAGAUAUGUAACUAAAUCAAUAAAAUUGUAUUAGGUUCCUUCAUAUAGAAGCAAGCGUACACACAAAUUAAUAUUACUCAUAUCCAUACAGUAGAGGAAAAGAUGCUCUCUAAAAGAGAUCUCCCGAAUAGCCAGGAGCUAACACUAGCGUGCUUGUGACGAAUUGUUCUGUUUGUCUCAUAGCAACCUAAAAGGAAUGAGAGGAGCAAUAAAAAGUAUUGUUUUCCACACCCUAA